GCCGUGACUGUACUUGUAUUGAUCUUUGUGGGCCUCUCACAACCACUAUCUAACUCCCACAUACAAGCAGAGUCCAAAGUUAAAAGGCUCUCGGUGCAGCAAGGAAAAGCAGCAGCAAGAUGUCACUCAACUGGGCAAUGCUCGACCCGGCUAACAGCCAACCAAUCCCUCUCCCCGAGGAGGAAAUGAUCCUACACCUCUCAGGCGCCGAGUUCACCCUGCUGGUGCCAGAUGCGCCCCCACCCACUUCGGGCGCCCAGAGUGCGGGCGGCGCAGGUGGGAACCCAAAGAGGAGCGUGGCGACCGGAACGGUGUGGGUGUCGGAUCACAGGGUGAUCUUUGUUCCCAUUCAGGCCAAGGAUGUGCCGUAUCACUCCCUGUCACUCCCACACAACUCCAUCCUCUCAACCUCUUUCCAGCAACCUAUCUUCGGGUCCAACCAUGUCAUCCUUUCUAUUGCCCCUACGACCGGUGGUGGGCUCACACAGGGUACGAAGGCGGAGGUGCGGUUCAAGGACAGAGGUGUGUUCGAGUUUGUCAAAGUGCUGGAGGCUGCAAGGGAGAGAUCGAUUAACCGUGAGAGAGAAAGGGGCGAGGAAGGACUGCCGAUGUACGAAGCCCCACCCCCGCCUGUGGGAGCUUCCGGAACGGCACCGACGGGGAGCUCUCAUGCUGUGCAUGAGGACGCUCCUCCUGGGUACGAGCUGUAGACGUACAAUGUACCCGUAUGUAUCAUGUGAGAUCAGUGCUGUAGAAAUUGUCCAUCUUGAGCAUGAAUAGAG
Molecule: messenger RNA, 782 nt
Organism: Dacryopinax primogenitus
Lineage: Eukaryota; Fungi; Basidiomycota; Dacrymycetes; Dacrymycetales; Dacrymycetaceae
Exons: 3
Coding region: 120-710 (196 amino acids)
Biological process (GO): positive regulation of DNA-templated transcription
Cellular component (GO): nucleus
Molecular function (GO): transcription coactivator activity; chromatin DNA binding
Source: RefSeq, a predicted model, not a curated record